Naumovozyma dairenensis CBS 421 is the source of this 2400-nucleotide messenger RNA. RefSeq names its product Rcy1p (gene RCY1). The transcript has a single exon. The coding region runs from base 1 to 2400 and encodes 799 amino acids. The record is from RefSeq and is a predicted model, not a curated record. Gene Ontology annotation, biological process: exocytosis; Golgi to plasma membrane transport. Gene Ontology annotation, cellular component: exocyst; cytoplasm. NCBI's taxonomy places the organism in Eukaryota, Fungi, Ascomycota, Saccharomycetes, Saccharomycetales, Saccharomycetaceae.
AUGGAAAACCUUCUAAAAGUUAAAGAUAUUGUCAAUGGAAUAGCUAAUAACUUGGAUACACAUGAUUAUCUAUCAUUUCGACAGAUUAAUAAGGAAGUUCAUGAUGUACAAUUAUCAAAUGAUAUCGACUCCAAAAUAUGGUGUAAUAAAUUAUUGCUGAUGGGUCUCAGUAAAACUGAAACGCCGAAUUCUCCACCUCCAAUUGAAGAUGAUGGAGUAAAGGAAGCUAACCAAACCGAUAUCAUUGAUCUUUUUGGGACAUAUAAAUAUUUUAACGAAAGCAAUGCCAAAGAAAUAUACUCUAUUUACUAUCGGACUUUCAAUCCGUUGGUGACAAAAUUACUUAAUAAUAACUAUUCUCACUUUUUCCCACAACAGUACGAAGAUGAUCCAUUAAAUCAGGCAAAAAUAUUGAAAUACAUCAGAAUAUAUAACAAAUCAUGUUCCGUUUGUGAAUCUAGUAAAUUUAGGAAGGUGGAGACAAACUUGAAUAUUCUUAAAGAAAUCUUUAUUAACUCUAUAUUGCACGAAAUGGAAAUAAAUUAUACGACAGAAAAUUUCGAGAAAGCUGGUUAUUUCAUGGAGAUACUUUUGUUAUGUCAUGAAGAAACUAAUGCUGUUGAGUUUUUCAACUCAAAAGUAGAAUUCCCUGAUAUUAAUAAAAUACCGUUUCCCUCAAUGUCAGAACUUUUAAAAGAAAAUGAAGGAACCGAUAGCUAUAAACCUGAAUUGGAUUGGUCGAUUUUAGAUAGUUUGAUUUUCAUUCCCUAUAGAGAUUUUUUAAAUGAUAAAGUUAUACUUAUUGAUACACUAUUCAAGGAUCAUUAUCCAGUAGUCCUUCAAUUUAUCGAAAAUUUUAUUCAACAGACACUUUUAAGAACAAUAGAUCAACUAUUCACAGAGAUUGAUGAGGAUAAUUAUCUCUUCCUUAAUUUUUUCCCUCAAAUAUAUUUUAAAGUGAUUAAUAGGCUAUGUGAUGAACUGAAUGAUUCUAUGAACGGUGGACCCAAGUUUCAUAUAGCUGUGAAAAAAUUCUUUGAUGUUUAUCUGGAACCCCAAAUUUUAAAUUAUUUAACAUUAUUCCCAAAUUAUUACUCUGAGUUUCUAAAUAAAGAGUUCAAGAAGUAUCAACAAGAAAUUGAAUCCAAUGAAGUUGAACAAAACAAGGAAAUAUUGAAUUCAAUACGAAUACAAAAUGAAGAUUUGUUACAAAAUGAAGAUUCAGAUAAUACAAAUACAAAUAAGAUUGAUUUUUUAACAUCAUUUACUAAGAUAUUCAAAUUGAGUAAUAAUAGCCGAAUACAUCAACAAAAUACUCAAGAACAACUUAAUUUAGCUUAUAAUUUGAAUUUAAUCAGUAAAAACCUUCAAAAUAUCAAAGAUUUAAUAAGUUUGCCACUUUGUUAUAAAAUUUUUGAGUUCACUAGAGAAAAAAUUGAAGAUAUAUAUCGCUUUAUGGUGAUUGAAACUUUAGUGAAAACUAUCAAUUUAAAAUGUCAAGAAAUAUUCAAGCAUUUAUUAAAUCAACUUUCUAUCAAUCAUAUCAAACCUGCAUUUGAGAAAGCAAUAUCUCUACUUUCCGAGUAUAAUCCCAAUGACCUUAAGUCCAUAGAGAUAAAUGUUAAAAUCAGUUCAAAAGUUCAGCCAUUGGUACAAUUCACAGAAUUGAUAAAUAUAGGUGAUAUUAUCCUGCAAAUGAUAUCAAUUUUUUAUAAGAAUGAAUUGCUUGCUAAAAAAAUCCUUGAUAAGAAUAAGGAUUUCCUAAACGAUGUCAUUCAAUGCAAAAAAUCAUUUGAGAAUAUAGUUGACGAUUAUGUUGCAGAUGGAUUAAAUAUAGGUAUCAAUAAAUUAAUGGAUGAGAUAGUGUUUCUCUUCCAAACCGUUCAACUUGCGGAUGAUUUUAACCCAGUUACUCCAGUAAUGGAUAUCAAACCAACUAAAUGUGCCAUACAGGUUGUGGAAUUACUAAACAACCAUUCCUUUUUACUAAAUGGGGCCACAGACAAGGGUACUAUUGAUGUUUAUCAACAGGAGAUUGGAGAAAGAUUCUUUAAUGAAGUCGUGAAAAAUAUAAAAAGAAAUAUGAUUUCAACCGAUGGUGCCGCGACAAUGAUAUGUGACUUGAAUUAUUAUUACAAAUUCAUGGCAUAUAAACUGAAACAAAAAAAUAUUGUCCCAUUAUUUGUGGCACUGAAAAAUAUUGGACAAUUAUAUUUAAUAUCCGGUAAAGAUUCUAAAGAAUUGGGUAGAAUGAUUUGUGACGUUGGUAAAUUUAAUGGUAUAUUUUCUCAAGAAGAAGUCUAUGAAUUUGUGCAACGAAGGAGUGACUGGCUCCGUGUGAAGCGAGACGUUGAAAAAGUGAUGUAUGGUUUAGGUAUGAAAGAUUGUAUCAUUAUGUAG